Aedes aegypti (yellow fever mosquito) is the source of this 1158-nucleotide messenger RNA. RefSeq names its product protein lin-7 homolog C (gene veli). Lineage: Eukaryota; Metazoa; Arthropoda; Insecta; Diptera; Culicidae. Gene Ontology annotation, cellular component: synapse; cell-cell junction; basolateral plasma membrane. Gene Ontology annotation, molecular function: protein binding. Gene Ontology annotation, biological process: maintenance of epithelial cell apical/basal polarity; protein localization to basolateral plasma membrane; neurotransmitter secretion. The transcript is spliced from 3 exons. The record is from RefSeq and is a predicted model, not a curated record. Bases 233 to 826 code for a protein of 197 amino acids.
UUAUAAAGGCGAGCGAAGUGUUAGGUGAGAAAUAACAUUCCUCGCAAAAACAAUUUGAUUUUUACCAUUUUAGGACGUAAACUAGUUCAUGAAAGUGUGGCUUCAAACUCAUCAGAGUUUUCAAUUGAUUCACAGGAGUACCGUGAUUGAAAUCGGGUAAACGAGCAGCACUAGCAGUGCUGCAAAUCAUUCUUUUACGAAAAUCGAUUGAUUCGUAAAGCAAUCCGAUAAAAUGGCCAACGUUUGCGAGCCAUUAACACUGGCCAAAGAUGUUAAGCGUUCGAUUGAGCUUCUGGAGAAGCUGCAGAUGAGUGGGGAGGUCCCUGCCACCAAACUGGCCGCCCUCCAGAAGGUCUUGCAGAGCGACUUCCUGAAUGCCGUUCGGGAAGUGUACGAACAUGUCUACGAAACCGUCGACAUACAGGGAUCGCUCGAUGUGCGAGCAUCUGCCACUGCCAAAGCCACCAUCGCGGCGUUCGCUGCCAGCGAGGGACAUGCCCAUCCGAGGGUCGUGGAGCUGCCCAAAACAGAUGAGGGUCUGGGAUUCAACGUCAUGGGCGGAAAGGAGCAAAACUCGCCCAUCUAUAUUUCCCGCAUCAUUCCCGGAGGCGUUGCCGACCGCCAUGGUGGAUUGAAACGGGGCGAUCAGCUGCUCUCGGUCAACGGCGUAUCCGUUGAGGGCGAAAACCACGAGAAGGCCGUGGAGCUGCUGAAACAGGCCAUUGGCUCCGUCAAGCUGGUCGUUCGCUACACACCAAAGGUGCUGGAGGAGAUGGAGUUGCGCUUCGAUAAGCAACGGGCUGCCAGAAGGCGCCAACAGUACUAAAAGAAGGACGUUAUCGCGCACUCUAGUUGCCAUACAUCAAUAAUUAUCUCUUACUCGAAUUAGAAAGCGGUAUUCAGCAGAAACCAAGUUCAUACCAAGAUUGUCGCGAUUCGUCGCUUUCAUUCGGAAUUUCUCAUAUUUUCAUCAAUAAUGGAUAUCGUUUUAUGUUUUCCAUUGAAGCUAGAUUUAAUCUGACGCUCGUUUUUGUUUUUUUCCAUUCAUGUAGAAAUGAUGCAUUAUUUACAUUUUACGUUUACUUUAAUCGUGUUAAACUGUCGGUUCCCACUAAUGAUUAUCCAUAAAAUAAAAAGUAUAUGUCGCAUUGAUGGGUA